Drepanopeziza brunnea f. sp. 'multigermtubi' MB_m1 is the source of this 1134-nucleotide messenger RNA. The record is from RefSeq and is a predicted model, not a curated record. Lineage: Eukaryota; Fungi; Ascomycota; Leotiomycetes; Helotiales; Drepanopezizaceae.
AUGCCCAACGGCUUCUGCCCAAAGGCACAUACGGAGAUUAUGAGAACAACUGCCCGUGGAUACCGUACAUACAACUACUUGACAUUGGAUUCACGUGAUGCGCACGAUGAAGCGCGCGUUUUUGGGGACCACGACGGGGAUACGGAGGAGACAACAUUUCCAGAGCUUCAACAACUCCCCGUACACAACUUUAUCAUCUACCCUUGGACCGCUGGAUUUGCUCACCCCACAAAAUUCAUCAUGACUUCCAUCGGUACGGGUUAUGAUCUCACGAAUUCGGUCUUCUCGCCCGACGGACGGAAUUUCCAAGUCGAGUAUGCAGUCAAGGCGGUAGAGAACGGCGGAACCUCGAUUGGUAUCCGGUGCAAAGAUGGUGUUGUGCUUGCAGUUGAGAAGAUCAUCACCAGCAAGCUGCUGAAAGCCGAAGCGAACAAGCGCAUUGCUACAAUCGACCGACAUAUGGGCGCAGUUUCCUCAGGCCUCGUACCAGAUGGACGUCACUUCGUGUCCCGCGCUCGCGAUGAAGCUGCAGCCUGGCGAAAAACUUACAAGACGCCAAUCACGACCAAGGACCUCGCAAGCAGAAUGGGCGGAUACAUGCAAGCAUACACACUCUACUCCUCCGUCCGACCCUUCGGUGUGACGGCGAUCGUAGGAGGCUGGGAUUCGGAGCUCGAGCUACCCGUCGACGGACAAGUAGGCAGCGGCCCAUCAAUCGGCUCGGGGGGACAGGUCGAAGGCAAGAAGUACGGCGGUCCGGGUCUCUACAUGAUCGAGCCUUCCGGGCUGUACUGGGGAUACUACGGCGCUGCUACUGGAAAGGGACGUCAGACUGCCAAGGCCGAGAUGGAGAAGUUGGAUCUGGCUGCGGGAAAGCUGAGCUUAUUGGAUGGUGUCAAGGCAGCCGCGAACAUCAUAUACGUUGCGCAUGCUGAUAACAAGGACAAGGAGUUUGAGCUCGAGAUGACAUGGAUCAGCAAUCUCGAAGGGCCGACGAAGGGAAGACAUGAAGAGGUGCCAAAGGAGUUGUUGGAGGAGGCUGAAAGAUUAGCAAAGAAGGCGCUAGAGGGCGAGGAUGAUGAAGAUGAGGCUGAGGCUGAGAAGCCGGCGGAGGAAGACAAGAUGGAGGAAUAA